This is a messenger RNA of Achroia grisella, 328 nucleotides long. RefSeq names its product large ribosomal subunit protein eL29 (gene RpL29). The coding region runs from base 71 to 292 and encodes 73 amino acids. Gene Ontology annotation, cellular component: cytosolic large ribosomal subunit; ribosome. The record is from RefSeq and is a predicted model, not a curated record. The transcript has 3 exons. Gene Ontology annotation, molecular function: structural constituent of ribosome. NCBI's taxonomy places the organism in Eukaryota, Metazoa, Arthropoda, Insecta, Lepidoptera, Pyralidae. Gene Ontology annotation, biological process: cytoplasmic translation.
UAACAAAGUAGACUACUCUUUCUAUUAAUAUACUUUUAUAUUUCAUUUUUACAGAACAUAAUUGAUCGAAAUGGCGAAGUCAAAGAAUCAUACAAAUCAUAAUCAGAAUCGCAAAGCCCACAGGAAUGGAAUUAAAAAACCUAAGAAGGUCAGACACGAAUCUACCCUGGGCAUGGACCCCAAGUUCUUAAGAAAUCAAAGGUUUUGCAAAAAAGGCAACCUAAAACCAGAAAAGCAAAUUGCAAAGGCAAACGAGAGGAAGGCCGUUCGAGAAUCUAAGGCUAAGAAAUGAACACCUAGCUUUUAAGACAAUAAAAACAAAAAUCCA